CGGGCGGGCGGCGGCGCGAUGGGACCCCUUCGAGAGCCCAAGAAGGAACAGAGAGUGCAUCAUGAGAAGGAGCUUUCCCGAAGCCGAAUUCCCCGUCUGAUUCUUCGGCCCCAUCUGCCCCAGCAGCAGCACAAAGUGUCCCCAGCCUCGGAGUCCCCCUUCUCUGAGGAAGAGAGCAGAGAGUUCAACCACAGCAGCUCCGGGCGCUCAGGGCGGACCAUUAGCAGCAACAGCUUCUGUUCAGAUGACACUGGCUGUCCUAGUAGCCAGUCCGUGUCUCCUGUGAAGACGCCCUCGGAUACUGGAAACAGUCCUGUUGGCUUUCGCCCUGGAAGUGAUGAAGACUUUACCAGGAAGAAAUGCACAGUUGGAAUGGUUGGCGAGGGAAGCAUCCAGUCAGCUCGACAUAAGAAGGAACCCAAGUCAGGCCUUGUAAAGCCAGGUAGUGAAGCCGAUUUUAGCUCCUCGAGCAGCACGGGCAGCAUUUCCGCCCCUGAGGUCCACAUGUCUGCGGCGGGAAGCAAGCGCUCCUCUUUCUCACGCAACCGAGGUCCCCACGGGCGGAGUAAUGGAGCUUCAUCGCACAAGUCUGGCAACAGCCCCCAGUCCCCACGGGAAAAGGACCUUCUGUCCAUGCUGUGCAGGAAUCAGCUGAGUCCUGUCAACAUCCAUCCCAGCUAUGCGCCUUCUUCCCCAAGUAGUAGCAACUCUGGCUCCUACAAAGGAAGUGACUGUAGCCCAAUCAUGAGGCGGUCUGGAAGGUACAUGUCCUGCGGUGAGAAUCAUGGGGUCAAGCCCCCAAAUCCAGAGCAGUAUUUGACUCCCCUGCAGCAGAAAGAGGUGACGGUGAGACACCUGAAGACCAAGCUGAAGGAAUCUGAGCGCCGACUCCACGAGAGGGAAACAGAAAUUGUGGAGCUGAAGUCCCAGCUGGCCCGGAUGAGGGAAGACUGGAUUGAAGAAGAGUGCCACCGGGUGGAGGCCCAGUUGGCCCUCAAGGAGGCCAGGAAAGAGAUCAAACAGCUCAAACAGGUCAUCGAGACCAUGAGGAGCAGCCUGGCCGACAAAGACAAAGGCAUUCAGAAAUACUUCGUGGACAUCAACAUUCAGAACAGGAAGCUGGAGUCCCUCCUGCAGAGCAUGGAGCUGGCGCACAGUGGCUCCCUGAGGGACGAGCUGUGCCUGGACUUCCCCUGCGAGUCCCCGGAGAAAAGCUUCCCCCGAGACACCCCCAUUGGCCAGACGGCAGAUGCGCUGUCCGUGGAAGAGCAGGUCACAGAGGAAGGGGUGGACAGUGAGCUGCUGGUGGGAGACAGCGGGGUGGAUGGCUCGGAUUUGUUGGAUGAGCUGGCGACGGCCACCGACACCCAGGCUGACGACCUGGAGCUGCUGCAUUCCACCCCUGGGGCAAAGGUCCUGGCGAUCGUCCCCACGGAGGUGGGUCCGGAGGAGGGCCGUGUGGUGGUGGAGCGGGCCGUGCAGACCGACGUGGUGCCCUACAGCCCCGCGGUCUCCGAGCUCAUCCAGUACGUGCUCCAGCUCCAGGACCCCUGUGCCUGGAGCCCAGCAUCGCCUUCCGAGUCGGCGGCUGACUCCACAGAAAGCUUCCCCGAGUCCAUCUCCGCGCUGAUGGUUGAUUUAACUCCAAAGAAUCCAAACUCAGCCAUCCUUUUGUCUCCCGUGGAGACCCCAUACGCCACGGUGGAGGCGCAAGCCCCUGCAAACCGCCUCAUGAGAGAGCUGGAUUUUGCAGGUUGCACAGAGGAAAGGUUGGACGGCGUCCUCCCGCGGGCCCCGGGGGCCGUGGGGAGGCAGUACUGGAGCCGCAGUUUCCUGGUGGAUCUCCUGGCCGUGGCUGCCCCCGUGGUGCCCACCGUGCUGUGGGUGUGCAGUACUCAGAGAGGGGGCACGGAUCCCGUGUACAACAUCGGGGCCUUGCUCCGGGGCUGCUGCGUGGUGGCCCUGCACUCGCUCCGCCGCACCGCCUUCCACGUGCAGACCUAGAGAGCAGCGGUGGUCCCGUGUGCCAGGUGGUGUGGUGCCAGGUGGAGAGGCAGCAGGUCGACCCAGGGCGGUCUCUGUUCUGUCGUGUUGCUCCUCGGUAUUUGAUUUGCACUAUAUUUAGUGGCAGCCUGUUCCCUGCGGAGGACCGGAGGUACCUUCCAAGGCAUGGAGACCUGGUUCAAGUCAAAAGCCCCGCCCGUGUGGUGUAGAAAGCAUGCUCGUGACCCUGCGUGUCGUCAGAGGUGCCCGUUCUUACCCUGGUGG
This is a messenger RNA of Eptesicus fuscus (big brown bat), 2268 nucleotides long. It is a transcript of the gene SYBU, whose product is annotated as syntabulin. The coding region runs from base 19 to 2004 and encodes 661 amino acids. Gene Ontology annotation, cellular component: vesicle; cytoplasmic microtubule. Lineage: Eukaryota; Metazoa; Chordata; Mammalia; Chiroptera; Vespertilionidae. The record is from RefSeq and is a predicted model, not a curated record. The transcript has 7 exons. Gene Ontology annotation, biological process: axonal transport of mitochondrion; synapse maturation.